AUGAAACUUUUUGCUUGUUUCUUCGUGUCAGUGUUCGGCCAUGGCCGCAUUCUCGAGCCACCAGGAAGAUCGAGCUACAGACUUCUAAAGGAUGAUCCAAAUAUCGAUCAAUCUUUGAUUGUACCAAACUGGAAUGAUAAUCAAUUGUUCUGUGGUGGCUACCAGACACAAAUAUCGAACGGGUACAAAUGUGGCGUUUGCGGCGAUGAUUUUACUCAACCACGCCCACGAGACAAUGAGUGGAAUGGACGCUACGGUAGCUCUGGAAUCAUCCCUCGGACUUACGAUCAAGGAGACAUAAUUGAUUUGCACCUUGAUAUUACUGCUCACCACCAGGGCUUUUUUGAAUUCAAAAUUUGCAAAAUGGAGCCGUCUGAUUUCACCGAAAACGCCGCCUGUUUCGAUAGCGACGAGAGCAUCAUGACGUUAGCUGAUGGAAACAAUCAAUGGGAUGUUACUGGAGGUCAAACAGGGCAGUACUAUGGAAAAGUACAGCUCCCGCAAGAUCUCUCAUGCGAUCACUGCGUCAUUCAGUGGAGAUAUCACGCUGGAAACACAUGGGCUUGUGAUGAAAAUGGAAAUUGCGGAACAGGUAUCGGGCCACAAGAAGAGUUCUACGGCUGCUCCGACAUCUCCAUCCGCCCCAAAUACACAACAACAACAUCAACUACCACUACUACUCCUUUCUCUACAAAACCAACAACAACUCGCGAGACAUCUACCCAUUUCACGACCACAACCCCAAAAGAAACUACAAGCAGUCCCUCAAGUGAGCUGGAUGAUUUUUGCGAAGAAAAGCCAAACGGAUUUUACUCGCACCCGGAAUCUUGCUACAUGUAUAUCGACUGUUACAACGGAAACGCUAUGGCUAAAACUUGCCCAUCUGGUUUAGCCUGGAACCCGGAGAAAAACUACUGCGAUCGAGAGGAAAAUGUGCAAUCUUGUUAA
This is a messenger RNA of Oikopleura dioica, 948 nucleotides long. Lineage: Eukaryota; Metazoa; Chordata; Appendicularia; Copelata; Oikopleuridae. The record is from the annotation of a GenBank genome assembly.